UCCUAGUGUAAAUAUUAGAAUAUCUUUCCUUUUUAGACGAUAACAGUAAAUAAAAUUUAUGGUCUGGUCUGUUGCCCCAUUGGUCCAAAGUUACCCAAUUUGACUGUAACCUAUAUUCACUUUAAUAUAUCUUAAAUUAUUGAUACAAUACAAUUAUUAAUAAUAAAUAAUAAAGCAUAAAACAUAAAUCUAGAUACAACCUACUACUUUACUGUGAAACUAUUCUAUCCCAUUUUAAAAUUUCAGGCAUAAUUUAUCAGUCAUCAAAAUUAAACAGUGGUACUACAAUGACAUGGAGUUCUAGCAGUUCCGGAUCAAUGACGUCAUCCAAAGAAGAAGUAUCCAACUUCGUAAACGUUAUUUUGCGCAAUAUGUCACAGUUUAAUGUUUCUUCUAAUAAGAUAACUGGAACUGGUUUAACAGAAUCUGAUUCUCAACAUAAAGAUAUACCGAAAAUAUACUCUUCAUUUUCAAACGAUUUAGCUUCCGCCAGCACUUCAACUCCUAAAAGAAAGUUGAAUUUUAAUGUACCUCAUAACGAUGGAUCUACUCAAACAUCAAAUUCUGAAAAAGAUAAGGAAAAUGUACAUCCUUUACAAAAAACCUUCUGCAAAUUUUGUUUUAAAAACGGAGAGCCCGCUUCGGUUUAUAAAUCGCAUGACACCAAGGGUAACAGUGGAAUACCCACUUGUCCGAUACUAAGAAAAUAUGUAUGCUGCUUUUGUGGAGGUACUGGAGAUAAAGCUCAUACGAAAAAGUACUGCCCGUUAGGUAAAUGGGUGGAACCUCUUAGACCUCCUUUCAGAAGACUUUCAAACGGUGUUGUCGUUUCUUCCCAUAACCAUAAAUAAGUUUUGAUUUUAUGUAUUUCCAUAUGGG
This is a messenger RNA of Psylliodes chrysocephalus, 879 nucleotides long. The record is from the annotation of a GenBank genome assembly. Lineage: Eukaryota; Metazoa; Arthropoda; Insecta; Coleoptera; Chrysomelidae.